AUGCAUUCACCCCUUCCCUACCUGCUCGCCGUCACUUUCCUCGACAUUGUCAUCUGCAUGGCUCCAAUGCCUCACAUCGAUUGGUGUCUCUACUGGAGAUAUCUGAAUAAGGAUCAGUUUCGACCCGAGUGUAAUGGAGUGUAUCGGCUGAGGUUUGCUAAGCAUAAAGCUCACGACCAUCGACCCCAAAUAACUGCUCAACAAUCAAGUGUCCCAUGGACACCAGCCAGACCGGUCCCCCGAUUCAACUCCUUCUCCUUAAACACCAACUCGAUACUCCCCGUGACUAAUGAGAAUGGAUUCGGUGACUGCCGUCCACACCACACAAGUUGUCAACAAUCUGGACAAUGCUCGUCGGGACAGUUGUGUAUUGAUAGUAAUGGGUAUUGUUGUGGGAGUAAGAGAACCCUCACCGAGUGCCCCCAACCAUCCACCCUGGUCUCCCACUGCGCCUUCCGUCGUCGCCACGUCAACUGGUGCACCUCGGACGCGGAGUGUGCACCUCAUCUGGCGCCCCGUCAGAAUAUGUUCUUCUCCAACGACGCCUCCCUUCUCGACAGCAUUCAGGCGGCCCCGUCGUUGUGUUGUCCGACGCAAUGCGGUUAUAAUGUGUGUGUCCGAUAG
Messenger RNA from Caenorhabditis remanei, 624 nucleotides. RefSeq lists its product as uncharacterized. NCBI's taxonomy places the organism in Eukaryota, Metazoa, Nematoda, Chromadorea, Rhabditida, Rhabditidae. The transcript is spliced from 4 exons. The coding region runs from base 1 to 624 and encodes 207 amino acids. The record is from RefSeq and is a predicted model, not a curated record.